AGGCCAAAGGGUCAGACUCCAGAGCCUGAGCUGAAAGUCUGCAUUCUGCAACUAUAUUUCUGAGUAUUUCUUCCCAGUCAACUUUUUGCAGAUCGAAACAGAGCAUUGUUGGCUGCCGAAAACCUUUGUUGUAAAAUAAACAGAAACUGGGCAGAAUAUGAGUGAUUGAAAUCAAGUGGCUAGUUUGGGUUUCAAGAGUAGAGUAAAGCUGAUAUGGAAGCUGGAAAAGGCUUGGUGGAGAAGAGAGGAGCAAACGAUGUUGUUCUCCAUUUUUCGAGUCCUGAGGAUUCUUUUGUCUUCAAUAAGGAAAACAAUGAUUCUAAAACUUUUUCUUCAAUGACGGAAGCUAGUUCUUACUCUUCUCCUAAGAAUCUUGAGCUGAAACAGCUUGAGAAUCUUAGAGUCCAAGUCUCCACGCCCGUAACCUGUCCUUCUCCUUCUAGUGAGAUUGCAAGGAUGAGUCCCACUCCCAAUAAGCCGCCAAAAAUUCCCACUGAUAAGAAGCUUACUCCAAGAAAGUCCCUUGGAAGGUCAGCGUUUUCGAAGCCAAAAUCAAGAUUGGUAGAGCCGGCCUAUCCAAAUGAUGCCAAAUUGGUGGAAGAAAAGAGUACACAGAUAGUGAAUGUAAGUUCAUCACCUCAUCGGAACUCACCUAGUGCAGCUUCACCAAGCAACAAAGCUACUACUCCUAAAGAGAAUUUGAGAUCAGCUCCCGUUACUCCAAAAAAUCCUUUAAUCUCUCCAAGCAUAGAGGAGGAAGAUGAUGAGGAGGUUUACAAGACUGCUGAUCUCAAACUGAGUGAAAAUUCAGGUAAAAAGUGGAAGAUUUUACUUUUGAUCGAGUUUGUAGCAUUUAUUUGCAUUAUGGGGCUUCUGAUUGCUAGUUUAACUGUGCACAAGCUGGAAAAAACUAUGAUUUGGGGUUUGGAAUUGUGGAAGUGGUGUGUGUUGAUAUUGGUUAUUUUUUGUGGUAGAUUGUUUACUGAAUGGAUGAUGAAUAUUGUUGUUUUCUUGAUUGAAAAGAACUAUCUGCUUAAGAAGAAGGUUUUAUAUUUUGUUUUCGGAUUGAAAGGGAGUGUUCGGGUAUUGGUUUGGUUGGGUUUGGUUCUUCUAGCAUGGGGUUUGUUGUUUAACCAUGGAGUUAAGAGAUCAAAGAAAACUAACCGGAUUCUAAAUAAUAUUACUAGAGCUCUUGCUUCCUGUCUCAUUGGAUCAGCUAUAUGGCUGGUGAAAACGCUUUUUGUGAAGCUAUUGGCUUCUUCUUUCCAAUGUACAAGAUUCUUUGAUAGGAUUCAGGAAUCGAUUUUUCAUCAGUACAUUCUUCGAGCUCUGUCGGGUCCGCCAAUGAUGGAGAUGGCAGAAAAGGUUGGGAGCAGUACUAGCAUGGGCCAGUUGAGUUUCAAGAAUUUGAUCAAAGAUAGGGGAGGGGAAAAGCAAGAGGUAAUUGAUGUAGACAGGCUUAAGAAAAUGAGGCAAGAGAAAGUAUCUGCGUGGACCAUGAAAGGAUUAAUUAAUGUGAUAAGUGGCUCAGGGCUGUCUACUAUUGCAAAUUACAUUGAAGAUGUUGAUGAUGAGGAGAAUGAGCAAAAGGAUAAAGAAAUAACUAGUGAAUGGGAAGCAAAGGCUGCUGCUUAUCGGAUAUUCAAAAAUGUAGCAAAGUCUGGUAGCAAGUACAUUGAAGAGGAAGACCUCUUGCGCUACAUGAAAAAGGAGGAAGUAAACAAUGUGCUUCCACUGUUUGAAGGAGCUGUAGAAUCUGGAAAGAUCAAGAGAUCAACUUUAAAGAACUGGCUGGUGAAUGUUUACCUUGAACGCAAAUCUUUGGCACAUUCCUUAAAUGACACAAAGACAGCAAUUGAAGAGCUGAACAAGCUUAUCUCAGUGAUUCUGCUUGUUGUGAUCAUCAUUGUGUGGCUACUUAUGAUGGGAGUUUUAACAACCCAAAUACUUGUCUUCAUUUCAUCUCAGCUUUUACUUGUGGCAUUCAUGUUUGGUAACACUGCAAAGACUGUAUUUGAAGCCAUCAUAUUUGUAUUUGUGAUGCACCCAUUUGAUGUAGGUGAUCGCUGUGUCAUUGAUGGAAUACAGAUGGUCGUUGAAGAGAUGAAUAUUCUGACAACAGUAUUUUUGAGAUACGACAACGAGAAAAUAUUCUAUCCAAAUUCAGUUCUAGCUACCAAACCUAUCAGCAAUUUUUACAGAAGCCCAGAGAUGAGUGAUUCUGUGGAGUUCACUGUUGAUGUUUCCACAUCAGUAGAGCAAAUUGGAGCUUUGAAAGCUAAAAUAAAAGAGUACCUGGAUAGUAAGCCUCAACAUUGGCGCCCCGGACACAGUGUACAAGUUAAGGACAUUGAAGAUGUGAACAAGAUGAAAAUGGGACUCUAUAUUACUCACACCAUAAACUUUCAGAACUAUGGAGAUAAGAGCAGCCGGAGAUCGGAACUAGUCUUAGAACUGAAGAGAAUAUUCGAAGCUCUGGAUAUUAAAUAUCAUCUUCUUCCUCAAGAAGUUCAGGUCACCUAUGUUGGGUCAGCAGCAGCUUCAGCAAUUCAUCAACCUACUCGAUGAUGGCAUGGUGUCAUUAAAUACUGGAAGAUUUUAUUUGUUUCAUAUUAUUUUUUUAUUUUUUUGUUGGUGAAAAAAUAGCUUGCAUUGUUUUCCUUUUGUUGUUGGUUAAUUUCAAGUUGAGAAAUUCUUUUUGUAUUAUUUCAAUCAAUUAUCGAUUUUAACAAGCUCUGUUA
This is a messenger RNA of Theobroma cacao (cacao), 2741 nucleotides long. Its product is annotated as mechanosensitive ion channel protein 10-like. NCBI's taxonomy places the organism in Eukaryota, Viridiplantae, Streptophyta, Magnoliopsida, Malvales, Malvaceae. Gene Ontology annotation, biological process: monoatomic anion transport; detection of mechanical stimulus; transmembrane transport. The record is from RefSeq and is a predicted model, not a curated record. Gene Ontology annotation, cellular component: plasma membrane. Gene Ontology annotation, molecular function: mechanosensitive monoatomic ion channel activity.